Molecule: messenger RNA, 1860 nt
Organism: Dothidotthia symphoricarpi CBS 119687
Lineage: Eukaryota; Fungi; Ascomycota; Dothideomycetes; Pleosporales; Dothidotthiaceae
Product: pre-mRNA-processing protein 45
Exons: 1
Coding region: 38-1705 (555 amino acids)
Biological process (GO): mRNA splicing, via spliceosome
Cellular component (GO): spliceosomal complex
Source: RefSeq, a predicted model, not a curated record
CAACGACGAAUCCCUCUCACCUCUGCGUCUGUUCAUCAUGUCCGUCGCAACCCUCUCCAAGUCGCUGCCGAGGCCAAAGUACACGGGCGAAGAAGAGGAACUCACCAAAGCGACACGCGUGCUGAGCUCCGAGCAGUACGAGACACAAGUCGCGCGGAGGCAGAAUGGCCCGCCUCCAUACGGCAACCGGACGAACUGGCGGCCACGCACGGCCGAGGACUUUGGCGAUGGAGGCGCGUUUCCCGAAGUCCAGGUCGCGCAGUACCCGCUGGACAUGGGGAGAAAGGGCACGCAAUCUACAUCGAACGCGCUCGUGCGGAGAGUCGAUGGCGAGGGGAAGACAAAGUACGACGAGAUUGCGCGACGUGGGCACAGCGACUCGAGGAUUGUGCAGGCGAGCUUCAAGGACCUGAUUCCGCUGCGACAGCAAGCCAAUGCUGGAGAGCUGGACCUGGAUCGUCCGAGCCAGGAGGUGGUGCAGGCAACCAAGGAGAAGACAGAGGCGGCGCUCAUGGCGCUGGUGUCGGGCCAGACAACCGCCCAACGGCCCAAGAACGUCCAGGGCCGCAAGAACGACGAGCCCACCUUUGUGCGGUACACGCCGACUGCGCAGAUGGGCGAGGCGCAGGGAAAGACGCGUAUUUUCAAGAUUCAGCAGAGGCAGAUCGAUCCCCUGGAGCCGCCCAAGUUCAAGCACAAGCGCAUUCCGCGCGGACCGCCCUCUCCUCCGCCCCCAAUCCUCCACUCGCCCCCGCGAAAGCUGACGGCUGAGGACCAAGAGAUGUGGAAGAUCCCGCCGCCGAUCAGUAACUGGAAGAAUCCCAAGGGUUACACAGUGCCCCUGGACAAGCGCCUUGCGGCAGACGGACGGGGUCUGCAAGACAUCACCAUCAACGACAAGUUUGCGCAAUUCGGCGAGGCGCUGCAGGCUGCAGACCGACACGCACGAGAGGAAGUCAAGCAGCGCGCAAUCAUGCAACAACGACUGGCAGAGAAGGAGAAGCUGCAGAAAGAAGACCAUUUGCGCAACCUGGCCAAGCAGGCUCGCGAAGAGCGCGCCAACGCCUCCCGCCGCCGCUCAGACUCCGAAAGCGACUCGGAAGAAGAAGCAGUCCGCCAACGCACAGACGCGCGUCGCGAACGCCGCGAAGACUUCCAGCGCGAGCUCCGCCAGUCGCGAAUGGGCACCGAGCGCAAGAUCCAGAUGCUUGCGCGCGAGCAGAACCGCGACAUCUCGGAGAAAGUCGCCCUCGGCCUCGCGAAACCCACUCAAGGCGGCGAAUCCAUGUACGACUCCCGCCUGUUCAACCAAUCCAGCGGCUUCAACACGGGAUUCAACGAAGACAAUCACUACGAUAAACCUCUCUUCGCGGCCCAGGACGCGAUCAGCAGUAUCUACCGUCCGAGCGUGCAGCAGGAUGACGGAGAAGACGACGGCGCGACGUACGACAAGAUCACGAAGACUAGCAAGUUUGAGGUCCUGGGCAAGGCGAAGGAGGGAUUCAAGGGCGCGGAUACGCAGGAGGCGAGGGAGGGGCCGGUGCAGUUCGAGAAGGAUACAGAUGACCCGUUCAACAUCAACCAGAUGAUUGAGGAGGUCAAGGGGGAGAAGGGCGCGGAGAAGACGGGCGAGAAGAGGUAUGGGAUUCAGGAAAUGGACGGGCGGGCGGCGAAGCGCGCGAGGGUCGAGGAUGAUAGCGAUUGAUUGAUCGGCGCGUUGUGCAUCUGAAGCUUCCGGUACAGGGAUGGAGAUUUUGACUUUGGGGAGGGAUUGUUAUACGGACGGAUACCUGGACUGGCGCAAUAUCAAUAUCAAUAGCAAGUUUUGUUUUAAUUCACCGAUAUGGAGAGAGAGAUGCA